AGUUGGUCGAUGGCAUUUUAAUAAGCCUUACAAUAAUUUUUAUAGUAACCUUUAUCAAUGCAAUAUAAUUUUUGAGAAUCAUGAUGAAAAGGGAUUUAUAUAGGGGCAACUUCGGCGACAGCGAGCAAAAUGCAUCAGAAUGCAAUUUGAAGUGCAAUAAAUCUAAUCACAUUUUCAACGAGGCCGGAGAGCACAUACAAUAUCACAGCGAUUCGGAAUCUCUGGGUUCUAGGAAGAGUAAGACCCGUUACGUAAAUCCUGCUAUUUACAUAGAGCCAGUAGAAUCCUCGCGAUCUGCGACAUCUCUACAAACAGAUUUGUCUUGUGUAGAAGACGUUACUCCGCAUCCUCACAGCACUUAUAGAAGCAACUCCACUCCAUACCUCUCUGGCCGCGUAUCCACUACAUCCUCUGGAAGUGUAAAGAGGAAGUCAUGCCGUCUGGCUGGACACGAGUACGAAGGUCAAAUUGAUGAGGACAAUACGCCAAGGUUAGGACAGACGUAUCGUGAGGAAGCCGCCGAUACUUUCCGCCUGUCGGUCACAUCGCUCUCCACUACGACAACGGCGAAGGAAGAACGGGAACGAUCAGAGAAGAAGAAGCAAGAGGCAUUUCAACAGUGGCUUAAGAAAAAAGAACAAGAGAAACGUGAAAAGCUGCGUUUGGAGAAGUUGAAGCGUCAGGCGGCGCCGACGAUAACGCCGCAGCAACGGGAGGAGUCGUUCCGGCGCUGGACGGAACGCAAGCGAAUGCAGAUGGAGCGGCGCCGUGCAGACGAGAUCAUGCGCCGUUUCGCGCAAAGCGAGCACCUCGAGCGCGAGAAGGAGAAGCGGGAGAGGGAGAAGCAGGAGAAGUUGGCGGAGUGGAUCCAUAAGAAGGAAGAGGAGAUGAAAGCAAUGAAGACCCGCGAGGAGAGACGCGCAGCGCGCGCGGCUAUCGAGGAGCAGCGACGUCGGGCACAAGGCGAGCGCGCCUACCGCGACUGGCUGCGAACCAGCAAGCACAAGCCGCUACCCGUGCCACUCAACCAGGGGGAGCUCAGUAUGCGCGGAUCUGUGUCGCAGAUGUAUAUAAACCCAGUCCCAUGGAAAUCUGAGAUCUGAAGAUGAUAAGAUAGUCUAGUUUAUUAAUUUGUUUUAAA
Molecule: messenger RNA, 1141 nt
Organism: Papilio machaon (common yellow swallowtail)
Lineage: Eukaryota; Metazoa; Arthropoda; Insecta; Lepidoptera; Papilionidae
Product: trichohyalin
Exons: 4
Coding region: 81-1103 (340 amino acids)
Source: RefSeq, a predicted model, not a curated record